UUGGAGAAUACGUGGUCUCUCACCUACUUUCCCAACAUCAUGGAACGCUUGGGCCGGCUGGAUUGGGCUGAGCGACAAAUGGAGCUGGCUCAGGGCUUCCUUACGGGUAACAUCUUUGAUUGGGGUGCAUCUGAAGCAGUUCGCUUCUUCACACAAUCUCAGGACUCAGUCGAUGGCAUGGCUUCCUUUGAGCAGGCUCUCGCUAAGCUUCAGUUCGAGUUCUUGAACUGGUAUUCACUUGAAACGCUUGCCGCUCCUAUGCCCUCUUCUCCUUUGAAGCCACGACCGUGGUUGGUAGAUGACUUCUCACGAUGGCUUGAACGAAUCAGCAAUCCUGCAGAUCGGCCCAGAUGUGUGCUCAUCUUUUGCGAUAACAGUGGAGCUGACUUGAUCCUCGGUGUUCUGCCUUUUGUGGUGGAGUGCUUGGACUGGGGUAGCAAGGUCAUAUUGACUGCGAACUCGGUUCCUGCCAUCAAUGACGUGACCUAUCGUGAACUUCUCUUCCUCCUCAACGAGGUGGCUGGUCUUGAAAAUCGGCUUAAGCAGGCUCUGGAAAGUGGCAGACUGAUGUGUGUGGACAACGGACAGAGUUCGCCGUGCCUAGAUCUGCGACAGACUUCACAUCGUCUUGUUCAACUGGUGAAGCAGGAGAAGGUUAGACUUUUCCACCCUAUCAGAUACCUUGUUGCUCACAGGAGGAAAUCUGCUGUCUAG
Hydatigera taeniaeformis is the source of this 714-nucleotide messenger RNA. The record is from the annotation of a GenBank genome assembly. NCBI's taxonomy places the organism in Eukaryota, Metazoa, Platyhelminthes, Cestoda, Cyclophyllidea, Taeniidae.